AUGCCCCGUCGCAAUCCAUUAUGGCUCCGUCUUCCCGGCUCCUCGUCCCCUUCAUCCUCUUCCACAACAGAGGAACUCCGACUCGCCGCCCUUUCUCCGUACCGUAACCCCAACGACGAGGUCUCUUCGAUUCCAGAUUCCCUUGAGCAUUCGCCUGCGAAGACGUCAGACGACGGGUCAGAAAUCUCGAGAGCCAAGUGAGUUUGCCCGUGACGCAUUCAAAUGUUUCACUCUUCUUUUCAGUUUCAGCUCUCCGAGCUCCCCCUCGCGGUCCCCGAACAAGAAGGUCUCUUGGUCCCUUUUCGACCAGGUUUCCCUCUCCGGAGAAGAGUUCCUCCUUCCCCGACGUUUCGAAGCGAUCGAACUGAUUCCCGGCACGAGCACUCGCUCCAGCUUCACUUCUUGCUCGGCUACAGACCUCAUGGAGAGCGAGCAUGUGACCAUCCGGAAGAUUUCUCUGCAGGACCCUCUGACAGCUCGCAAAGAAUAUCGCAAUAUCAUUCUGUGCCGUCUUCUCCCCCACCCCAAUAUCCUUCCGAUCUCCGAGGCCUAUGAAGUGGACUCGAUGUUGUACACGGUUUCGGAGCAGAUGGACGGGCGGCUCAGCGACAUUGUCGAGGAGAGGCUCACUCAUUUCGUCGUCGCCAAGAUUUCCCAUCAGAUUCUGGCGGCUGUCGCGAUGAUGCACCAGAAUGGAAUUGCUCAUGGGGUGAGCGACAGAAGCAAGCACCCCAUUCACUUAACGCCUUCUCAUUUCCAGGAUCUGACUCUCAACACGAUUUAUGUGAACACUGACGCCGAGCUUCGUCUGUGUUCCUACGGGAAAAGCGACGAUUCUUCGGAGUGUCUGGAGGAGAGAUUUAAAGGUAAUCGCUCGACUCCGGGUUAAACGGAAACGAAAACGCGGCUCUUCUUCCAGAUGACCUACUCUCAAUUGGUGCCAUUGUCUCGCGUUUUCUGAUGAACGAAGAGGAAAUGUUCAAGUUCUCCAAGUCCAGAAAUCACAAGGAUAUCGAUUGGAGAGUGGUGCUCGAGGGAAGCAGCGAUUCCGGCCUUCUCGGUAUGAUCAAUUCGACUCUGAAUGAAUUCGAGCACUUCCUUUUGCAGACUACAACGCGCGGUCCCUGCUCUUCCAGCUCCUUGAAGGCCGUCAGGCCGCUCGUGACCUCCUUCGCCAUCCCUAUUUCAAAUCAUUCCGUGCUCCCCAGCACCAAACCGUCGAAAGGAAGCAUACUGUUGUUGGGCAGAAGACUUCUGAUGAGGUCCUAGGUGAGCUCGAGAAUCUUUCUCGAUCUGUAUCUUAUUCAUCGUUUUUCAGAUAAACUUCGUGAAGAACUGCAGCGAUUCAACCCGUUCAACAUGUCAGAAAUCAUACUUUAA
Molecule: messenger RNA, 1380 nt
Organism: Caenorhabditis sp. 36 PRJEB53466
Lineage: Eukaryota; Metazoa; Nematoda; Chromadorea; Rhabditida; Rhabditidae
Source: the annotation of a GenBank genome assembly